CCGCCAUUGGUAUCAAACAGUAUGGUACCGUGGCGGCCACCACUAUUUUAUUAUUUUCCUCGCAAAACAUCGCAUUCAUAAUAAUAAACAGGAUCGACAACAUUCAGUGACCAUCUUUGAUAACAAACGGAUACAAUAUCGGUUACUAGUCAGUAGCAAUAUAAAAACUUUUAUAAAUAGGAUGUUUCAAUAAAUGUAAUAAUUCUUCAAGUGCGAUUGUGAGUGACAUUAUUACAGUGCAAGUGACAUUAUGUGUAUUUAAAUAACAAAUACUUAUAAUAGAAGAAAGAAGUGUUUUUUGGUGGAUUAAUAAUUUCUAUAAUUAUUGGUAGAAAUACAACCAACAACUGGUUUUUCGACCGCCUUUAUAAACGUUCGUCAGACAAAAUCAGAUCGUUGGAGGAAGCAGUAUGGCCGACGCUAAAUGGAGACUUGUUCUACCUGUUUGUAUGACCGCCUUGUUCGUAUUUUGGACGACAGGGUCGACUGGACAGUUCAUACCGAACUUGAACAAUGCGUGUUUUGCGUGCCUUUGCCACGUGUCCACACUAUGCGACAUGUCGCACGGCUGCACAGCGGGUUACUGCGGACCCUACAACAUCUCCAGGGUGUACUGGGUGGAUGCCGGGAAAGUCACAUUGCCGGACGACGACCCGAAUAGAAAUCACGCUUGGGAAGACUGCGCACGCAGCUAUCCUUGCGCCAAAAGGAUCAUAGGGGGAUACCUUCAAAGAUUUGGAAAAGACUGCAACAGUGAUGGAGUGACGAACUGUUUCGACUACAUGAUGAUCAACGGUAACGGAGGGUACGGCUGCACCGCGCCUUUGAACCGCUCCGUCAACGGCCGCAGGUGGCUCAAGCGAUAUGAGGAAUGCCGCCUCUAAUACUCACUACACUUAACAAAAGCACAAAAAGGUGCUCAUACUAGGCGUGCUGGGGAUCUAAAAUAGCCACAUUUGUAUUAAAGGUACAAGUCCGAACUGAACCGCAGACGACAGGCCGCAGCUGCAGACUGCAGACGACACUACUAGUUUCUAUGAAUC
Chilo suppressalis (striped riceborer) is the source of this 1043-nucleotide messenger RNA. NCBI's taxonomy places the organism in Eukaryota, Metazoa, Arthropoda, Insecta, Lepidoptera, Crambidae. The record is from the annotation of a GenBank genome assembly.